Messenger RNA from Lasiodiplodia theobromae, 909 nucleotides. Its product is annotated as FUN34 class plasma membrane protein. The transcript is spliced from 4 exons. The coding region runs from base 1 to 909 and encodes 302 amino acids. Gene Ontology annotation, molecular function: acetate transmembrane transporter activity. Lineage: Eukaryota; Fungi; Ascomycota; Dothideomycetes; Botryosphaeriales; Botryosphaeriaceae. Gene Ontology annotation, cellular component: plasma membrane. The record is from RefSeq and is a predicted model, not a curated record.
AUGACUUCGGAAAACCCUUACGCCGUCGCUUCGGCGGACCCUGAUGCGCCUCUCGAGAAGGACUUCACCCACAGUCAGAAUAACCUCCAAAGCGAGCGUCUCGAGCCGCAUGUGGGAUCCGACGAGGCAUUGAGGCGCAUCAGGACAGCAGGCAGCAUCUCCAUUUCUCCCGAGCUCUUCGAGAAGAUGUACCUCUCGCCUCAGAACCAAGUCAAAGGCGAUCUCCGCAAGAUGGUCGGCAACCCGACUCCACUAGCCUUGGUGGGAUUCCUCUUGUCGCUUUCACCGCUCAGCUGCAUCCUCAUGGGCUGGAGGGGAUCGGGUGGUAGCGGCGCUUCCGGAACGGCGACAUACUUCUUCUUUGGCGGAAUCCUCAUGCUCCUUGGUGCUGUGGGUGAAUGGAUCCUCGGAAACACCUACCCCUUUGUCGUCUUCGGCACCUUCGGGGCCUUCUGGUUGUCCUUUGGUGGAACUCUGCAGCCAGAUUUCAAUGCUUACGGCGCCUACUCGCCUGAUCCGAGCAACCCUGCUGCUGGACUGACAACCGUCGGGUUCAACUCGAGCUUCGCUUUCUUCCUGCUGUUUAUGGGCCUCCUGAGCUUCCUUUUCCUCAUUCUGGCUCUCCGCACCAACAUUGUCUUCGUCGUGAUCUUCGCCACUCUUUCUCCCGCCUUCUGUCUCCUUGCAGGGGCUUAUUGGCAAACGUCGAACGGAAACACGGAUCUGGCGAGCAAUUUGAUGGUCGCGGCUGGCGCUUGCACAUUCGUGACAUGUGCCGGCGGGUGGUGGAUAUUCUUCGCUAUCAUGCUCGCGGCGUUGGACUUCCCGUUCCAGCUUCCAGUUGGCGAUUUGUCGACCUUGAUCAAGGGUGCGAGCCAGAGGCAGAAGGAGCUAGAGAGUCAGGUGUAA